AUGGUCAGAGUAUCCAGACAGAUUGGGUCAGUCAUUAACGAUAUCGAAGAGAAGCGUUUGGGUGUUAUCUAUGCAGUACAAAACAAAGAUAUGAUAACAACAUCGGUGCAGGAUCAGCGUGUGAGGAUAUCAUCUCAUUACACAGAUGUCAUAGAAAAACCUAUGAUUGGAAAAAUCGCGCCGAUAAAAGGGUAUGAAAAUGAGCCACUUGUAUCACUUGAGAAGGCGAUUGAGCCGAUAGCUCACCUGUUCAACAGCGAAAUAUGGGAUAAUGUUGAGACUGCUAAAGAAAAAUGCAGACAACCCGCCGAUAAUUUAACUCAGGAUGAAUCGGCGUCGAUCUAUUUGUAUACAAUGGAGUUCGACGGCUCUUCUCUUUAUCUAUUAUUGAAUCAAACACUUCGUUCCAAAGAUACAGUACGUCUGAAGCCGUGGUUUUUAUUUGUAAAACUGUUUCUGACUGCAUUAUACAAAUUGCCGUCAAAAGUUCUUACUGUUUGGCGUGGUAUACGCAAUGUGGGUGUGGAUGUGGUAGACACAUAUCAUUCGGGAAUAAAAUUCGUUGAGUGGGCCGUCACUUCAUGCACUGAAAAAAUGGAAGUACUGGAAAACGAGCAGUUUCUGGGUAACAGUGGCAUGAGAAUAUUGUUUUCCAUUCACUGUAUUAAUGGGAAAUCAGUGUCGUCUCAUUCACAGUUUAAAAGCACAGAAGAAGAAAUAAUUCUUAUGCCUGGCUCCUUUCUGAAAGUUACUGGCAGUUUGAAGGUACGUGACAUGCGCAUUGUUCAAUGUAAGGAAAUAAGACCAACAAAUCCAUUGAUCGCACCGCCGUUUAUUAGGCCGAAACAACCGACGAAGCAAAUACAAGUCCAUAAUAGUGGAUCAAUUACAGAAGCGCCAAUUAAAAUCGUUCAACAAGCAUGGACGGCUCCUAUUCCAAAAAAUGAAUCGGUCAUAAAAACGGAAGAGAUAUCGCCGAAGCCUGUAAUCUCACAUGUUGAAUAUCCACCAUUGACAUUAAUUUAUUUUAUUGGUGGUUUGGAAGCGAUCUUUACCCUACUAAUUUUCAUCUUAGAAAUUGUUAGUCUAGCAAAGUCAUCAGCACCCAUUUACAGACCAACCGGUUGCGGCAUUUGGUGUACAGUUCCAUUUAUUCUAGCAAUUAUUACGGGUACGUAA
Messenger RNA from Didymodactylos carnosus, 1179 nucleotides. NCBI's taxonomy places the organism in Eukaryota, Metazoa, Rotifera, Eurotatoria, Philodinida, Philodinidae. The record is from the annotation of a GenBank genome assembly.